GCACCAGCGGCGGCAGCAGCAUCAGCAGUGGAGGAAAAUUCAAACAGUCCCAAGCAGGGACAGACAGGGUCCAGCAACGUCCCCUGUCCGAACCGCGCACCCCGCUACCGGACACACGAGAGGAAGCGACGCUCUUUAAGCGCACCGUUUCCUUUUAACGUUUGUUUUAACGUGAGAAGUGCGUUUACCGGGAACUUUGCUCCCCAGAGCAGCAGUUACCGGGGCAUGAAAGCCGGUGUGUGUGGAGAAGAGCAUCAGCCUAAACUUCACUGACUCUCACAGCUUAGUUUGAGACUUAUUUCACCAGCUUAUCCGCAUUUUUCUGCCUUUGAAGAAGCUUGUUUAGUGGACCGAGCUCAGGGUUUCGCUAAAUUUCUUCUACUUUAUAAAUAAACAAAGAAAGGCGAGAAAAGAAACUCGGAAGAGAAGUGGAUGUAUUUCCAGUCAUGGAUGUAACAGUUUACCCGCCUCCUCCUCAGCCUUUAUCUGCGCCAGACCACACCAGGCUGGGACAAAUUUCCUACCCUGACCCGGGCUUUGGGACCAACAAGCUGGAUGGGGACACCAUGUUCCUGGGUAUGCCAGAAGCAGGCCUUGACUUCGCCUCAACCAAUCAGUUUCGUGUGCCACAUCCCCCUCACCCUCUCAGCAAGGUGACGCAGCCCAACCCGCCCUCACAGCACUGGAGGAGAGAUGCACACAUGGCCGAAACACAUCGUCUGCCUUGGGUCAAUUCAUACCCAGUCAGUGGUUUGGGCGAUGACGACUUCAACAUUCCACCCAUCACUCCUCCCACCCUGCCAGAUCACAUGGUGCCCCCUCACCUCCCCCACAACUCCCCGUCUGGACCGUACCACCCUCUGGAUCCUCCUUCCAGCUCAGCUGCACACCACCCCUACCAGUUGCAGGGCAUGGAGUUGCCUGGCAUGCCUGGUAACCAGGAUGGAGCCACUAUGUUGAGCCAAGAUGGUAGCACGUUCAGCCCUGAUGGUGGCCCAAUGACCAGCACUCUGUCUGUGAUGCAGCAGAUGGUGAACUCAGACUCUCGGUUUACCAGCAGCCAGCAGCCAAUCGAAGCAGCGCUUGGGCCCAAGAGCCAAUCGGGCAUGAGCCAGCAGAGCCAGCAAAACCAGUUGUCCACCAUCAACCAAUCCCAGCUGGGACUGAGUGGGAACUCUGCUACCCAUAAUUCCCCUUCACCUCCUGGAAGUAAAUCCGCCACACCAUCUCCCUCCAGUUCAGCACACGAGGACGACAAUGACGACGGACUCAGGGGAGAGAAACGGCCAGCAACAGUGGACAUCUCCAAGAAACCCAAAACACCAAAGAAAAAGAAGCGAAAGGACCCCAAUGAGCCCGUGAAGCCAGUGUCUGCCUACGCCUUGUUCUUUAGGGACACCCAGGCUAACAUCAAGGCCCAGAACCCCAACGCCACCUUUGGGGAGGUGUCAAAGAUUGUGGCCUCCAUGUGGGAUGGUCUGGCAGAAGAAGAGAAACAGGUGUACAAGAAGAAGACCGAGACCGCUAAGAAGGAGUAUCUCAAACAGCUGGCUGCCUACAGAGCCAGUCUGGUGUCACAGAGUUACAAUGACCCAUCUGAAAUGAAGCAGCACCACUCUUCCUCCUCAUCUUCCCCCUCUUCUACCUCAAUGAUUACACCCAAACAUUCAGUCUACCCUGGUCACCCAGGCCAGCACCCUUCCCCCAGCUCACUCAGCCACCCUCUCCCUCCCCAUCACCAUCAGGGUAUGUACAUGCCCUACCCUCACCCAUCACACCCUUCCCACACCUCGAGCCCUGGCCUUGGCCCCCACCUUCCCCCUCCUCACCCUCAGAUCCAUCCCCAGCUCCAGGCUCUGUCCUCCAGAGGGACGGUGCCGCGAGCCAGCGUCCCCCAUCAGGGAGCCCUGUCCCUCGGCAAUGUGGCGGCCGCGUCCACCCCUCCUCUCCAGGUCAGUCCUCCGCUCCACAGCCAGGCACAUCUGGGAGGGCUGCAUAGUCCACACCAUCAGCACCAGCAGCUCAGUGGCCACUCACUGGGGAUGACACACUCCCCUGCCAUCACACAGGGAUACCCUCCCUCCCUCCAAUCUGACUACCAGCCAAUAGGAGGAGGUAUAAUGAACAGUGGAGCAAUGAUGUCAUCAUCAGUGGAUUACCACCAGCUGGGUCGACAUACACCGAACCACCACCCCUCUCUGGACUGGAGCACUGAUUACCAUGGCAGUGGGGGUCUCCAGAGGGACAAACCUCUGUAUCUGAGCUAAUCUCAGGACCAAACACCGCCAAACUUCUGCCAAGCCGUUCUACUGCCGCACCACGAAACCGUCAGCUUCGUCUCUCCAUCCUUAAAUCCACGAGAGAGCCAAAAACCAGUGAGCUCACAAAGGAUCGGCUGAAUCUGAGUUCAUCUCUUAAAAUUAAAGUCUCAGCAGUAGAAGAAUGGAACAUUUCUUGAGGUUACUGACAAAAAUAUCUGGCUCUCUCUCCUGAUCGUUUACUGCAUUGUACUACAUUUUAAAUGAAAAUGUGUACACCAGUGAGAACAGGUACAUAGGUGUAUAUACUCCAACCUUUGUCUGAUUUAUCUGCUCUGAUUCCUCUAAGGACGGUGUUUACCAUGAGUUCCAAAAGAUUGCUGUAAAUUGCUGUAAUAUAAUUGAGUUGUCUAUUUAAGGACAAUUUGUUGUUUUGUUUUUCUUUUAACUCAUACUUGCUGUGUUUCCUCUUAUAGCCAAAGCCAGAGGAACACAGUGCAAAAAAAAAAAAAAAAAGUAAGAAAGGGAGAAAAAAAAAAAAAAAAGAAAGAAAUAUUAACCAAAUACGACACAACUUGUGUUUGAAAACUGGUUCUUUAAUCGCACAAACAUUAGCGCUCGGUUUGAUGCUGUCUGGACUGAAGUCCCACUCACUGUCUGCACAGGCAGAGAACAUAUGGUGACUGUGAGUGUGGACGAGCACCUGAAGCUGACUGUUCAACCAGGCACCGACUGUGAAUCAUUGUGUACGAUUAAAGAACGUUUGCUGUUUUCUUGAUGAAAUCCACUGUACGUUAGUCCUUGAAAUAAUGAAAUGUCAAACAAUUGUUUGCUGAAAAAAAAAAAAAAAAAAGCAGCCCUUUGUAUGAUGACAGCUCCUCCUCCUGGCAUAUGUCUGCUGAUAAUAUUGAUUUGGAUCCAAACUGUGUGUGAAGUGUUAAUGAGAACGCACAAGUGGGUUGCAUGGUCUCCUUUGUCAUCUCUAUUUCUCUGUUCACAGAGGCUAUUUAAGAAACUUUAACUGUUGCUGGGUUGGCUGUGUUUUAAAUGUUUUUGAAAUCAUCUUUUGUUUUAGUGUUAAUGAUAAUGAGACGUAUCACUCUCGCUCUGUAUCUCUUUGUAUUAAUGUGUUUUGUUUUCUGGCAGAUGAAAGCACUCUGGGCAACAACAACCAUUAAGAUUUUCUUAUUUUUAGAUUCUAAUAAUGUGUUUGAGAAUAAAGUCAGCGCUGCAUUGA
This is a messenger RNA of Archocentrus centrarchus (flier cichlid), 3495 nucleotides long. RefSeq names its product thymocyte selection-associated high mobility group box (gene tox). The record is from RefSeq and is a predicted model, not a curated record. The coding region runs from base 447 to 2267 and encodes 606 amino acids. NCBI's taxonomy places the organism in Eukaryota, Metazoa, Chordata, Actinopteri, Cichliformes, Cichlidae. Gene Ontology annotation, molecular function: chromatin DNA binding. The transcript has 10 exons. Gene Ontology annotation, cellular component: nucleus. Gene Ontology annotation, biological process: regulation of transcription by RNA polymerase II; leukocyte differentiation.